Dentiscutata heterogama is the source of this 242-nucleotide messenger RNA. The record is from the annotation of a GenBank genome assembly. Lineage: Eukaryota; Fungi; Glomeromycota; Glomeromycetes; Diversisporales; Gigasporaceae.
CAUAAACAUAAGCAUGAAUCUGAAAAUGAUGGUGUGCAUAUUAAUAAACAUAAAGAAGGAUUUAACGAAGGGUCAAUGCGAGAACAUGAGAAAGGAAAUGAAUUUAAUAAGCAUAGAGAAGGAUUUCACCACAAGCAUAAUCAAGAACACGAAUCAGAACAAGGGCAUAAACAUGAAGAUAAAUUUGGAGAAGGGCUUGAUUCUAAACAUAAUUGGAAAUACGAGUCAGAACAAAAACAUAC